Molecule: messenger RNA, 1440 nt
Organism: Lachancea fermentati
Lineage: Eukaryota; Fungi; Ascomycota; Saccharomycetes; Saccharomycetales; Saccharomycetaceae
Source: the annotation of a GenBank genome assembly
AUGAGUGCUUUAAAACAGCGCAAGGAAGAAUUUGUUAGUGGCCUUACAGGUGGUUCUAUUGCGGAAAUAAAUGCAGUGACGUCUGUUGCAGUUGUUGGUUAUCUUUGCUGGAAAUUCUUACACGCAACAGCACCAACCAAAGAUGUCAAUAUUUUGGUCGAUUUCCUCCUAAACUGGUGUGCUUUACUCCUUUCGAUCACAAUUUACUCAGAUAAUCCUAUUGGACUCAAUUUACUCGUCGGUGUACCAUGCUUUUCCUAUUGGCUAUUUGCAAGAAUACGAGACAACAAUAGUAAGAAAAAAUCUCAAGAACCUCUACAAUAUGUGCUUGUCAAGCGCCCAUUCAUCACUGCUUAUCGUGGAGGAAUGUUAAUAGUCACGGCUUUGGCAAUUCUAGCAGUGGACUUUAAUAUCUUCCCUCGCCGAUUUGCAAAAGUUGAAACGUGGGGUACAUCACUGAUGGAUUUGGGUGUUGGAUCAUUCGUAUUUAGCAAUGGUGUGGUGUCAUCUAGAUCUUUGCUCAAAGAAUCUCUAACUGGAAAACACAUGGGACCGCUAUCAAAGACUUUACAGGCACUCAGAUCUGGUGGUACGGUUCUUCUGUUAGGGCUUCUUCGACUUUAUUUUGUCAAGAACCUUGAAUAUCAAGAACAUGUAACAGAAUAUGGGGUCCAUUGGAACUUUUUCAUUACGCUUUCACUUUUACCAUUUGCUAUGCUUAUUAUUGAUCCAUUGUCAAGGCGAAUUCCAAGGGUUGUUAUUGCCGUUUUUAUUUCAUUUGCAUAUGAGUUUAUGAUGCUCUUUAAAAGCAAAUUUUUAGAAUACCUGAUAGCCAGUGAUAGAACGAACUUUAUCAGUGCCAACCGUGAAGGAAUUUUCUCGUUUUUAGGUUAUUGCUCAAUAUUUUUAUGGGGGCAAAACACAGGAUUUUUCAUUUUAGGCAACACCAUGACCAAAAACAAUCUUUACAAACCAUCGACUGAGAUAAUAAAAAAUAAAAGAAAACUGUCAACAUGGGAUAAGCUUACGUCGGUGGGGCCAUUAACAGGGUUGGUUUCCUGGUCAUUUAUUUGUGGCGUGUUCUUGCAAGCUAUUUUAUCAUGGCAUCCUUAUAAUGUCUCCAGAAGAUUUGCAAACCUGCCCUAUGUUACAUGGGUGGUGACCUACAAUCUUGGAGCACUCACACUUUAUUGUCUGGUUGACCGUUUCUUUGAGAAUGGUAAGGAACCCACUAAGGUUCCUUCAACGUUGGAAGCUAUGAACAGCAAUGGUUUAAUACUAUUUUUGUUGGCUAACGUUUCAACAGGCUUAGUCAACAUGUGCAUUCCUACUAUAGAUGUUUCUGCGCACGUCGGAUUUUGUGUGAUACUACUAUAUGCUUUUUUCCUAUCCGUCAUAUCAAUUCUUCUACUAAAAAGGAAGAUAUUCAUUAAAUUGUGA